Messenger RNA from Nomia melanderi (Alkali bee), 572 nucleotides. Its product is annotated as ATP synthase-coupling factor 6, mitochondrial. The record is from RefSeq and is a predicted model, not a curated record. Gene Ontology annotation, biological process: proton motive force-driven ATP synthesis. Gene Ontology annotation, molecular function: proton transmembrane transporter activity. Gene Ontology annotation, cellular component: proton-transporting ATP synthase complex. NCBI's taxonomy places the organism in Eukaryota, Metazoa, Arthropoda, Insecta, Hymenoptera, Halictidae.
UCAGGUUGAGGCAUAGAGAUGAUCCUUUUCUUAUGCUUAUACAGUAUAAGUUAGAAGUAAUUCUAACCUAUUGCGUAUUCGAAGGUGUUCAAUAUCGACAAGUGAUACCGAACUGCACGGUUUACAAAAAGGCACAAUGCUUACCAAACGUCUGGUUAUCAAUGCACCGAAGAUUCUGAAGCGGAAUAUUGGUAUUGUUGCACCAGCGUUACAGAAAGCAACCGACCCAAUUCAGAAAUUGUUCAUCGACAAAAUCCGCGAAUACAAAGAAAAAAGCGCUGGCGGCAAAUUAGUUGAUGUUACUCCUCAAUUUGAGAAGGACAAGGAGGCUGAAAUGGAAAGACUUGCAAAACAAUUUGGCAGUGCAAACAGACAGGCUAUGAAUGAAUUUCCUAAGAUACAAUUCAAAGAUGCAGAUAUACAAAAGUAAGUCUGUGAAUAUAAAUUAUGUAAAAGUAUACAUUUAGAACAGUUGUAAUUGUAACAUUUAAUAUUAAUAUUCAAUUGUAAAAAUACAUAUACAUGUGAAGUUGUAAAUGUAAGUAUAUUAAAUUCCAUUUUUCUCAAAUACA